Physcomitrium patens is the source of this 1206-nucleotide messenger RNA. Its product is annotated as aquaporin PIP1-2. Gene Ontology annotation, molecular function: channel activity. Lineage: Eukaryota; Viridiplantae; Streptophyta; Bryopsida; Funariales; Funariaceae. Gene Ontology annotation, cellular component: membrane. Gene Ontology annotation, biological process: transmembrane transport. The record is from RefSeq and is a predicted model, not a curated record.
CCUUCAGCAAACGGAACUCUUCGCAAGAUCAUCAACACCCACAAUCCGCAAAUGCUACCCUCUCUCGAUAAACAGCUGCAUGCAGAUUGCCUCCUCUCACUCACUAGAACCGCGCGCAUUGCGAGCUCGUCUGUUGGAUCGUGGGAGAAGUUGAGCUGAGAAGGGAGGAGGUUGCAUUGUAUUGGCUCCAUGGCAGACAGGGGGGACGACGUAGCAGUAGGAGCAUCGAGACAUGAGCGCAACCCGCUCGGCACAAGUGCUCAGACGCGAGAGAAAGACUACAUAGAACCAGCCAGUAGUCCCUUCAUUGAUCCAGUGGAGCUGGGGCGGUGGUCCUUCUGGAGAGCUGGGAUAGCGGAAUUCUUCGCCAGUUUCUUGUUCCUCUACAUCACCGUUCAAACCGUCAUGGGCCAUAAUCGCGGCGAUGCCUGCGCGGGGGUCGGCAUUCAAGGAAUUGCGUGGGCCUUCGGCGGCAUGAUAUUCACCCUCGUCUACUGCACCGCUGGAAUUUCAGGUGGACACAUAAACCCAGCUGUGACAUUCGGCCUCUUCUUGGCAAGAAAGGUGACAUUCCCACGUACAGUAUUGUACAUUGUGUGUCAAUGCUUGGGUGCUAUUUGUGGAGCGGGAGCAGUGAAAGGCUUCCAGCCUGAUUUUUACCAGAGCGUUGGCGGCGGUGCCAACACUGUGGCGCAUGGGUACACUAAGGGAGACGGUCUAGGAGCAGAGAUUGUGGGCACAUUCGUCCUAGUUUACACCGUAUUUUCUGCCACAGAUGCCAAACGAAACGCCCGCGAUUCUCACGUUCCUUUGUUGGCACCUCUUCCCAUCGGAUUUGCAGUGUUCCUGGUGCACUUGGCCACCAUUCCCAUCACUGGUACAAGCAUCAACCCAGCUCGCAGUCUCGGCGCUGCAGUGAUUUGGAACAGAGAUCAGGCUUGGAACGAUCAUUGGAUCUUCUGGGUUGGUCCGAUUUUGGGAGCCACUUUGGCGGCCAUGUAUCAUACUUUGGUGAUCCGUGCCAUUCCCUUCUCUGCAAACCGAGCCUGAAGGAUUAAAAGUAUCAACAUUCUAUUAUUUGGCUUUAUAUCAACAUUUGGAGAUGGAAUGCCACCAAAUUGCCGUUUUUGUCUAAUAUAAGCUGGCUUUUGCAAAGCUGCAAAAAAGAGCUGAAUUCAUUCGCUUUUACACUUGACACCAUGGGCA